GGGUCAUCAACGUGUCCGUACACGGACAAACGUGUCUGUACACUGACAGGGACUUGCAUGAGCUAUUGAAUGAAGUAUUAACCCCCCUCACGCAACUGUAUGCUCCAAGGAGACGGUCAGACUUUUAUGAAAACCAUGCGUGGUUCCCUCGUCUAUCAAUUAAUAUCUGGAGAAGCUUUUUGUUUCUGCCUUCUGACCUGUUGAAAUUGCCCGAGGGCGUGUUUUCAGUCUUGCUGCAACCCGUCUACGGUUGAAGUUCACGUAAGAAAGGUGUACCGGAAGUUCGGGUGAGCCCCCAGAAUGAUGGAAAGAAAGACCGCGCAACUGUGGAUAAAGUCUUCUUUGCUCGAUUUAGCCGGAUCAUGAGGAUCAUUGUUCCACGAAUAUUCUGCAAAGAGUCCGGCUACCUGCUUCUCAUCGCAGUCAUGCUGGUGGCUCGGACGUACUGUGAUGUAUGGAUGAUCCAGAAUGGCACCAUGAUAGAAAGUGCAAUUAUCGGCCGCAGCAUAAAAGAUUUCAAGAGGCACUUGUUCAGCCUCAUCAAAAUCAUGCCGUUUAUGGCACUGGUGAACAACUUCUUGAAGCUGGGUUUGAAUGAGCUGAAGCUUUGCUUUCGUGUGAGGCUCAGCAAGCACCUCUAUGAAGAGUAUUUGAAAGGCUAUACCUACUACAAAAUGGGAAACCUGGACAACCGCAUUGCAAACGCAGACCAGCUCCUCACACAGGAUGUAGAGAGGUUCUGCAACAGCGUGGUGGAUCUGUACUCCAACCUCAGCAAGCCCCUCCUUGAUAUCAGCCUGUACAUCUUCAAGCUGACGACAGCCAUCGGUGCUCAGGGCCCUGCAGCCAUGAUGGCGUACCUUUUGGUCUCUGGGCUGUUACUGACAAGGUUAAGAAGGCCCAUCGGCAAAAUGACUGUGACAGAGCAGAGGUAUGAAGGGGAGUACAGAUACGUCAACUCGCGUCUCAUCACAAACAGUGAGGAGAUUGCCUUCUACAAUGGUAAUAUGAGAGAAAAGCAGACAAUCCACUCAGCCUUCAAUAAACUGGUUGAUCAUUUACACAAGUUCAUAUUCUUCCGUUUCUCCAUGGGGUUUGUGGACAGUAUCAUUGCGAAGUACCUUGCGACCGUGGUAGGCUAUCUGGUGGUGAGCCGGCCAUUCCUGGACCACUCCCAUCCUCGUCAUCUGAACAGCACACACGCCCAGAUGCUGGAGGACUACUACCAGAGUGGCCGCAUGCUGCUGAGCAUGUCUCUGGCUCUGGGGAGGAUUGUUCUGGCCGGCAGGGAAAUGACCCGGCUGUCGGGGUUCACUGCCCGUAUCACCGAGUUAACAAAGGUGCUUAAAGAACUGAAUGCUGGGAAAUAUGAGCGAACCAUGGUCUCUCAAGAGAAAGAAAUGGAAGGCUCUCAAAAAAUGACACUAGUCCCAGGAAGUGGAGAGAUCAUCAAUGCAGACAAUAUAAUCAGGUUUGAGCACACACCCUUAGCAACACCCAAUGGAGAUAUUCUAAUCAGAGAUUUGGCCAUAGAGGUAACAUCUGGGACCAAUGUUUUGGUCUGUGGUCCCAAUGGUUGUGGGAAGAGUUCACUUUUCAGAGUCCUAGGAGAGCUUUGGCCCCUGUUUGGAGGCCGGCUCACAAAACCAGAGAGAGGAAAGCUGUUUUACGUUCCCCAGAGGCCAUACAUGACCCUGGGUUCCCUGAGGGAUCAGGUGAUCUAUCCAGACACACACAGUGACCAGAAAAGCAAAGGAAUCUCUGAUAAGGUGCUGAAGGAAUACCUGGACAAUGUCCAGCUGGGACACAUCCUGGAAAGGGAGGGCAGCUGGGACGUGGUGCGGGACUGGAUGGAUGUCCUCAGCGGUGGGGAGAAACAGAGGAUGGCUAUGGCACGGCUGUUCUAUCACAAGCCCCAGUUCGCCAUCCUGGAUGAGUGCACCAGCGCAGUGAGUGUGGAUGUGGAGGACUACAUCUACAACCACUGCAGGAAGGUUGGCAUUACUUUGUUCACAGUUUCUCACAGAAAGUCUCUAUGGAAACACCAUGAGUAUUACUUGCAUAUGGAUGGAAGGGGGAACUACGAGUUCAAACCCAUUACAGAGGAGACGGUGGAGUUUGGGUCAUAACGGGUGUGUUCCUUUUCUGGUGAUCCAUAUGGAGAUGAGUAAAUUGUAUGUUCAUGCCUCUUGCCAAAAAAAUAUGCUUCACAUUAAAGGUUGACGCUAUUUAAACCAAAUGUAAACUGUACACAAACUGUACACUUCAAAAAUGCAUUAAUCCACUCAAUAUGUGCUCUGAGAGCUUAAAACAAAAAUGUUUGAUUGUGUGAGAUUGUUUUUUCUUAUCUUUAUCCUGUAAUUUGUUUUUGGAAAAAAGUUAAUUUCUCUCCCCAAAUUGAAUUUCUGUGCCAUCCAUGGAUAUGUGAAGAGCAUUGUAACUGGUGCUUGUACACUCCUUUGAUGUAUUCACCUACCACUGCAUGACUAUUUUACACCCUGCAGUCCACACAGUACUGCAGGGCAGCUAGGAGAGGUGUAUCUCAUACUGACAGCAACCGGCCUCCUGCUAGCGUGGACCCCCAGUUAUAGUACACUAAUCGCAUUCUUUUCUAAUUAUUUGUGUGUUCAGUUUGAUCAUAAAGUAUUUAAGUAACAGGAGGUUCAACGAAUGAGGCAUCUCUUAGAAGUUAUCAUGGUAACAACCCACAUUUAAUUCUCUACAUGGCUGUUAAUAAUUGCUGCUAGCAUUCAUCGUGUAUGUUAAAAAUCCAAAAUUCUGUCUAUCAUAUUUUUAAAAGCAUUUGUUUUCUGUAGACCUGGUCCAAGGACCAGGAAUGUAGGAUCGUGUCCUUAUGGCCCUAGAGGGCUCUUGCGCUCGAAGUCUGCUCAAGUAUCGCUUCAGAAAUGUGUGUGAAAGUUCAUUAGGAUAAGAUGUGUGCUCCUCCACCUGACUAACCAGGGCACAGGUUUAUAAAUAACGUGACAGCAACUGUGAUGUUAGCACCAUGCUGUCUGCUGUCCUCUUGUGCAGUGUAAUUACUCAUUCUGUGACAUUCUAAGCAACGGAGCUUGAGCACAUUUUCUUGAAUCAGGGUGGGUUGCCAUUGCGCUCGCAUAAGCUUUGUCUUCGAAUGUCUCCAGUGUCUAUGUGCGAGGUCACUGACACUGCCUGGUUAAUGAGUUAUUAAUGCCAUGCUAAUAAAGUACAUUCGGAGCUGUUCAAAAUUAA
Anguilla anguilla (European eel) is the source of this 3231-nucleotide messenger RNA. Its product is annotated as ATP-binding cassette sub-family D member 3. Gene Ontology annotation, biological process: fatty acid beta-oxidation; long-chain fatty acid import into peroxisome; very long-chain fatty acid catabolic process. The transcript is spliced from 23 exons. The record is from RefSeq and is a predicted model, not a curated record. Lineage: Eukaryota; Metazoa; Chordata; Actinopteri; Anguilliformes; Anguillidae. Gene Ontology annotation, cellular component: peroxisomal membrane; peroxisome. Gene Ontology annotation, molecular function: ABC-type transporter activity; ATP binding; ATP hydrolysis activity. Bases 363 to 2129 code for a protein of 588 amino acids.